UUAGUAAUCUGUGUCUGUGAUGGUCUAAGGUCUGUGACUAUGGUUUAUGGUAUCGCUGGCCGGCCGGCAAACGGCAAAUAGAAUUCAAUUUGAAAACCGCCAUAAACAGAUAACACAAAGCCUCUUCGUUUUGCUACUACUUUAAUUUAUUGUUAAUACAAAUAUAAAGGUUUGUUCAGUUUUCACGAAACUAGCAAAAAUACUUUUUUUGUUAACUUUAGUUUGUUGAUUUCGUUCUGUGUUUAGUGGUUUCGGUAAACAACCAGCAACUAGAAUAAUGACAUCUAAAUUCAACAAAAACGGUGUAUUCACUGGGCCUGUAGAUUCAUAUUGCCUCAUAUGCGAAACUUACUUCAAAGAUGCUAAUGACACCAGUGCACAUAUUGAAAAGCCAGUACAUCUAAAGAAUUUGGAGGCUACGCCGUACUAUGAUAAAUAUAAGGACGAACACAUUAGAAAGGUUAAGUCGGGCUACUAUUGCGAAUUCUGCAAUCGUCUUUUAGCCACUGUGGCCAAAGUUGUUCUUCACAUAUCAGAUCCGCAACACCGUCACAGUAGGGGUUUGCAGCUCCUGAAACGGAAAUUUGGCGGAGUCCUAGCAUUUGGGAACAUCUUGAUUAAUGAAAAAGCAUGGAAUGGCAUUAUUGAUAAAACUUGUUCAUUGUGUAAUACUGAAUUUGAGGAUGAAAAUAUCCAUAAAAGUAGUGGGUCUCAUGCUCUUAAUUUAAUCAAGAUUAAUGUCGAGUUUCAGAAGACGUCAAUUUAUCGUAAAAUUGACGAAGAGAGUUUUCACUGCCUCACAUGUAACGAAGUUGUUGCCAUUAAAUCAUUCACCGAACAUUUUGAAAGUUUAAACCAUAACAAAAAACACCGGGAAUGCAACGAUUUUGGCACUAAACUCGCUAGCAAAUUAGAAUCAGUUCAAGUAAAACAAGAAUCAAAAGAUGCUAAAAAAGUAAUACCACUAACGGAAACUAAAGCUAAUUUCACAAUUGAUGAGACGCCGAAGAACCGCAAAGAAUUAGAUGCUUUUAUUCUUGACUCUUUGGGUAUAAAGGAUUAUAUGAAGGAACUUCACGAUGGUCAAAAUUACUGUUUGGUGUGUGAAGGAAUAAUCCAACGCAGCGAAAUAAACAAUCAUUGUAAUAGUGGCCAUCAUUUGACAAUUCUCAAAAUGCACAAGGAUAAAUUAGAGAAAAAGUGUAAAGCUGAAAAUGAUCAAACAAAAAACAUGCCAAGUGAUUAUUUGAAAAGUCCUGAAAUUGAAAUUAACAGAAACAAGAUCCUGGAUUCACUGCCAGAAUUCCAGAGAAAUGAUGUUAAUAUUGACUAUGUAAACGAUACAAUUGUGUGCAAGAAGUGCUCAAAAGAUUUAGACUUUGACUAUGACGUUAUAAAAAAUCACAUUGAAGGACACAAUAUAGAAACAAACAAAAAAGUAGCUAAAGAAAUUCCAGUUUGCGCCCAGAAAGGCGCAAAUAACGUUAAAAAAUCACAACCUGUGUUGGUGAAAGACAAUAAAUCUGAUCAAACCCAAACAUCUGGAAAGAGUUCUCUUUCCUUCAAAGAUGAUGAAGAAAUAGAAGUAUUUGCCAAUAACAACAAUAUGCAAUACAACAAUCUCAAAGUCUACUGCAAUUGCUGCCAAACUCAUUUACCGGCGUCGAUAAAAAACCUUAAGCAACAUGUAGAUGGUGCAAAUCAUAAAUAUAAACAAGCAAGUAUUGAUAAAGUGGUUAAGAUGAAGAAACGUGAUUUAAAAAAAGUGCCAUUGUUUUUAUUUACCACAUCUAUCGUAGACCUAGUCAGCAAUGUUUUUGAAGACGUUGUUUUAAACAAGAAAUUAUGUGUAAAUAAAAUGAGUUAUUUCUUCUUAAUGCCCAUAGGCGAUAAUCAUGUAAAAUGCGUAUGUUGUGGCGGCGUACGUCUGCCCCUCGAUGAUAUUACGCCAAAUCACUUGCUCACCUCAAGUCAUGCCAAAGCCUUUUCUGAAAGUUUGGUGGUUGAAAUUGACUCGGAAUUUAUAAGAGAGGUUCCUAAAGGAGUAUACCAUUGUGGCUACUGCAACAUGGUGGAAUCAAGCUGGGAACGCAUGGAACAACAUUUGGAUACCGUUCAACAUAAGGAGCACAAGGGCGUUGCUCAAUAUCGAUUGCAAUCAAAUAUACCAGCCGUAAACAAACAUGAAAACCGGGAGCAAAUGGAAUUUUUCGAUUUCCUGAAAAUGAUACACAGAUGCAAUUCGAUGUCCUAAAAAUAAACUAAUAUUGUAACUAUAUAUACAGAGGAUGAUACAUCCUCAGAAAUUACAAAUUUAAUUGCAGAUAUUGUUAUUUAAGUUUAACUUUGUACUUUUUUUACGUAAAACAAAAGGUCUGCGACUUUUAGAUCCCAUGAAACAAAAACUAAUUAUAUUGUCUCUACCUAUACCGAGAAUUAUAUCCUCACAAAUUACAAAUUUAAUUGAAGUUAUUGUUAAGUUUUACUUCAUUAAUUUUUUCGUAAAACAAAAAGUCUGUGACUAAGAAUCUAUAAAACAAAAAUUUAUUAUGUUAUCUCGUUACAAUGUUAGUUUAAGCUAUUGUUAGUUAAGUUUUACAGUUUGUGUUUUUUUUCCGUAAUACAAAAGGUCCGCGACUGUAAGCACCUGUACAAAAGUGUUAUUUAAUUAAUAAAAGUCUUCGGAAUCGAUUUCAAAAUUAACUUUUAUAAAAAAAUCGUGAAAAGCAUUCUGUAUUACAAUAUGCAAAGCUUUUUUUAUAACGGGAAAUACCAGUCUGCCUUUUGUAUGCAAUUUGUUGCUUUUGUUAUGAUUAAUUUAUUCAUUAGUUUUUGUAUUUCAUUUCAUUAAAAUCGCUAUUUAUAUUUACGUUUUGCGAUACUGCUUGUACUCACAUUAAAACAUUAAGUUAUUAAAUUUUAGGUGAUUUCUUAUUAUAAUUUUAAUUUUAAAAAUAUUUCACUAGGCAAACGUGUCAUUAAGUUCUUUUUCUUUCAAUUUUUAUAAUAUUGUUUUGUUUUUGCUUUAUGUUAGGUCUAUCAGGCUCGUUGUGUGCUUGAUUUAUUAUCCUUACAGUAAAGUCGUCGCGACUUCAUUCCGAAUUUUCAGUGAUUCCUAAUAUGUUCUUUAGACGCUCUCUCGUUCUCGUAGCCAAUUACUUUUCCUUUAAAAGCUUUCUUCGCAAGUUUUGAGCGCUUCUGCUUUGGAAUAUGUGCAUAGCAGGUCCUACCUAUGAUUCGCAAAUGCGUGAUCUUUAGCUCUUUGCCGUGCCAUAGCUCAUAGGAAAGUAUAUCUUGUUUUUUUGUGGGUCCGGUUCUCUGCCCAGAGCAUAUGUGUUAUUUCACCUUUUGCGUGCAUCAUGAAUCUUGCAGCUUCACGUAGAGUCCUAUUUUCACGCUCGAUACAGCCGUUCUGUUCAUGCGUAUAUGACACGGUUAGUCUGCUGUAUACCGUAGCUCUCAAGUACAUAUUUUCUUUCCUUCCCUAUUAUAGAACUCCUCACCGUUAUCACUCAGUAACGUCUUGAUAAGGUGUCCGGCAGCCUUUGCUUCUUUGAGCAUCUGGGUAACCUUCUCCUUGACCUCAGACUUGUGGCGUAUAAAGUAAACAUGAAACAAAAACUAAUUACAUUGUCUCUAUCUAUACCGAAAAUGAUAUCCUAACAAAUUACAAAUUUAAUUGAAGCUAUUGUUAAGUUUCACUUUAUUUAUUUUUUCGUUAAACAAAAAGUCUGUGAGUUAGAACCUAUAAACCAAAAAAAUGUUAUGUUAUCUCGUUACAAUGAUAGUUUAAGCUAAGUUAUUGUUAGUUAAAUUUUACUUGUAUUUUUUUUACUUAAUACAUAAGGUUUGCGACUGUAAGAACCCGUGCAAAAGUGUUAUUUAAUUAAUAAAAGUCGUCGGAAUCGAUUUUAAUAUUAACUUUUAUAAAAAAAACCUGAAAAGCAUUCCGUAUUACAUAGGCAAAGCUUUUUUUAUAAAGGGAAAUGCCAGUCGGCCUUUUGUAUGCAAUUUGUUGCUUUUGUUAUUAUUAGUUAAUUGAUAAGUUUUUGUGUUUCAUAUCAUUAAAAUUGCUAUUUUUUAUUUAUGUUUUGCGAUAUUGCUUGUACUCACAUUAGAACAUUUUUUAUUAUAUGUUAUUUAAUCUUAGGUUAUUAUAAGAAUAUUUAAUUAGGCAAACGUGUCGUUAAGUUCUUUUUCUUUAUUUUUUAUAAUAUUGUUAUUUUUGAUUUAUGUUAUGUCUAAGGCUUUUCCUAUCAGGCUCGUUGUGUGCUUGAAUGCCAAAUAAUAAUAAUGAACAGUAUUGGAAGAAGAAAAUUAAAAAAGAAAUGUUCUUUCAAAUUUAAAACUUCUUAAG
Molecule: messenger RNA, 4357 nt
Organism: Chilo suppressalis (striped riceborer)
Lineage: Eukaryota; Metazoa; Arthropoda; Insecta; Lepidoptera; Crambidae
Source: the annotation of a GenBank genome assembly